Messenger RNA from Striga hermonthica, 1641 nucleotides. Lineage: Eukaryota; Viridiplantae; Streptophyta; Magnoliopsida; Lamiales; Orobanchaceae. The record is from the annotation of a GenBank genome assembly.
AUGAAUGCAUUUCUCCAUAUCUCCCUCCUCCUCUCUCUCAUGCUCAUCACCCCUCCCUCAAACCCUCUAACAUUCCGCAUCUCCCGCUUCUCAUCCUCGCCGUCCUCCCCCGUCGUCCUCGAGGGCGACGCCCAGGCCUCCGUCGGCGAGCUCGAGCUCAACUCCGUCAACUACCUCUGCCGAGUCGGCCAUGUCAUUUACAAACGCACGAUCCCGCUCUACGACAAAUUCUCCCACAAAAACGCCGACUUCACCACCCACUUCACCUUCACCCUCGACACCCAAAACCGCUCGAGGAGCCUCUCGUACCGUAUCAACCUCCGAGAGGUCCUUCCCCCGUUCGUCACCGUCGGAAUCACAGCCGCCACUGGACCGUACGUCGAGCGGCACACACUCCAGUCGUGGGAGUUCAGCUCGACGAGCCUUGAUAUUGUUGACGAGGAGAAGGAUAGAGAAGUAAACAGCAGGAUCGGGUUGGUUACCGGUUUAUCCCUGUCGGGAUUCGUCGUGAUCAUUUGCGUUUGUCUAAUUGCGAUCUGCGAGUCGUCAUCGGGGAAAAAGGUUGAGAUUGAAGUCAAAACAGAUGAAGAUAAUAAAAUUAAUUAUUCAGAUGAUACAGACAAUUUGAGAUCCAUCAGCGACCAUCUGGACCGGACGUGGCCGCGGAGAUUCUCGUACCAAGAGCUCUCGUCGGCUACACAGGAAUUUUCGGACGAGAAUAAGCUCGGAGAGGGAGGAUUUGGAGGCGUGUACAAGGGGCGUUUAUUUAGCUGGGAUUUAACAGUGGCUGUGAAGAGAUUCUCCAGUGCAUCCAAACAGGGUAAAAAGGAAUACAUAACAGAAGUGAAGACGAUAAGCAUGGUGAGACACAGGAACUUGGUGCAGCUCAUAGGAUGGUGCCACGAGCGGGGCGAGUUUCUGCUGGUUUACGAGUUCAUGCCCAACGGCAGCUUGGAUUAUCACCUGUUUGGGAAGAAGCACAAGCUUCUCGAGUGGGGUUCGAGAUACAGGAUAGCUGUUGGAUUAGCAUCCGCGUUGCUGUACCUGCACGAGGAGUGGGAGCAGUGUGUUCUCCACAGGGAUAUCAAGUCGAGCAAUAUUAUGCUCGACUCGGAGUUCAAUGUGAAGCUGGGGGACUUUGGGCUGGCACGGCUGAUGGCGCACGGGCUCGGGCACCAGACGACUGGUCUGGCAGGGACUCUCGGGUACCUUGCGCCAGAGUACGUGAGCACAGGCCGCGCAAGCAAGGAGUCGGACGUUUAUAGCUUCGGGAUCGUGCUGCUCGAAAUCGUGACGGGGAAAAAAUCGGUUCGUACGUUGGGUAGGGGUAAGAGUUUGUUGGAGUGGGUUUGGGAUUUUUAUGGGGAGGAGGGGAUUAUAUCGGCUGUGGAUGAGAAAUUAGGGAUGAAUUUGAAUGCGGAGCAGGCGGAGCGAUUGGUGACGGUGGGGUUAUGGUGUGCUCACCCGGACAGGACGUUGAGGCCGUCGAUAAGGCAGGCGGUUCGGGCUUUGAAUUUCGAGGCGGAUUUGCCGAGGCUCCCAAACAGAAUGCCGGUGGCGGUUUAUUGCGAGACGCCGAGCCAUUCGAUUAGCUCCGGGGAGGCUCUCAUUACGGUUACGAGUCUUGAGUCGGGUCGAUAA